AUGCACAUCAGAUCAAAGGAAGUAUGCGAUGGAAUUGGAAACAAUAGACCCGAUCUGGAACCUACUUGUGGGAGACCAUUAGGUAUAGGGUUCUACCUUCGGACAAAGCAGCUUUUCAUUGCAGAUGCUUACCAAGGCUUCCUUGUGGUUGCUCCUAAUGAAAGGGUUGCAACAAAAAUUGCUAGUGGUGCAGAAGGAGUGCCCUUUAAAUUACCUACCGGUUUGGAUGUUGACCAAUUAACUGGAAAUGUUUACUUCACAGAUGCUAGUUCCCAGUAUUCACUAAGCGAAAUCCAAGAGGCAAUUGACACUGGUGAUGCUACGGGAAGAUUGUUAAAAUAUGAUAACAACACCCAACAAGUUACAGCUUUGCUAAGUGGACUUUCAGGAGCCGGAGGAACUUCAAUAAGUUCGGACGGAUCUUUCGUCCUCGUCUCCGAAUUCACCGCAAACCGAAUCAAGAAGUUUUGCUGA
Molecule: messenger RNA, 474 nt
Organism: Morus notabilis
Lineage: Eukaryota; Viridiplantae; Streptophyta; Magnoliopsida; Rosales; Moraceae
Product: protein STRICTOSIDINE SYNTHASE-LIKE 12
Exons: 2
Coding region: 1-474 (157 amino acids)
Biological process (GO): biosynthetic process
Molecular function (GO): strictosidine synthase activity
Source: RefSeq, a predicted model, not a curated record